AUGAAACUCGCAGUUGCUGUAUUGUCAUCGAUCCUGUUUGCCUGCUCGGUUACUAUUGCCAAUCCAGUUAAACCCAGUGAAACUACAAGCACCAAGUCUAGCACCUCGCCAACUCCUAAUCCAAAAGGUAUAGGCUUAGGUGGUCUUGAUCCACUUCCAGACAUCAUCAAGGAAUUGCUCGACAAACACCUAAAGCUAGGUCAUGAUCUUAAUCAGCAAGGAAAAAUAUGCGACCCAUUACAAUCUGAAUAUGAAAAUCAACAGAAACUGAUAAAGGAUUUGGAAAAAAGGAUUCGACUUUUGGAAUUUAUAUCUCAAACAAGCGGUGACAAUCAAAAAUAUUAUGGUGAAAUUCAGGAGACUAAGCUUAAUCUCGAAGCCCAAAGAUCCAAACUUUUCGAUUUUGGAAGCCGCUAUUAUGAGUGCCAGCUCAAGACAUGUUAUAUUGAACUUGAUCUGAGUCUCAUCAAAAUAGAGCUCGUGGACAUCAUUUUUGGAGGACCUUGGGAUUCUAAAUCAACUGACCGGAAACUUUUUCUCAUCGGCACGUAUCCUUCCGUUAUGAGGUACUUUGGCGAAUUAGGUAAUAAAGGACAAUCAUCAGGACGCAAUAAAUCUCUUGGUCAGAAUCAUGGUGAUCAACAACAGCAUCAAGAUUCACAACCAUCACCGAAUACACCAUCCGGAUCUGGAUCCCCUGGACAGAAAGUUCCCUCCAAUAGACAAAAAGGUUCAUGCAAGUUUAUGAAUGGAUUGAAAUCAUUCUUUCAGCGAUCCAAAAAUGACGAUUCAUCCAAUUGA
Messenger RNA from Batrachochytrium dendrobatidis JAM81, 801 nucleotides. RefSeq lists its product as uncharacterized. Bases 1 to 801 code for a protein of 266 amino acids. The transcript has a single exon. The record is from RefSeq and is a predicted model, not a curated record. NCBI's taxonomy places the organism in Eukaryota, Fungi, Chytridiomycota, Chytridiomycetes, Rhizophydiales.